GUGACAUGCAACAUCGCGAUGGUCUAAACGGCCUUCACGUGAAAGAAUAUACGCUUUUCCCUCGCUGAGUUCAUAUUCCAACCUUGUUCAACCACUUUCAAAAAGAUUCCAGUACCCCCAAUUAGAAUUACCACUGCUUCAAGCUACCUAGGUAUCUAUUCCGCGACCAUACCUAACACAACCAUGGCCGUCACCCUUCCCAACACGUCGUUAUCCGCCAACGACGCACGCAUACUCAACGCACUUUUCGAUCCAGAAACCCUCCCUUCUUCUGUCGGCCAACAAAAAGACAUAUCCUCAUCAAUCGACCCUUCACUACCCGCCCACCCUAGCAUUCCAGAUUCACAGCUCAACGCACUUGAGCGCCAACAAAGCGAGAUAAUAGGCCGCAUAUCCAGCACAUCUAGCGUUACGGAGAUAGAUUCUGCGAUUGCAGAAUUAAAUGCGGUGGUAGAGCAGUGGCCGGAGUAUGCGGGUGCGUGGGUGAACCGUGCCAUGCUACGGCGGAUGAAGCUGGAAACCGCUUUGGAAAAAGGGAAGACCAUCUUCGGAACUACGACCGAGACAUCGGGAUCAAACACUGAGGCUGUAUUCUUCGAUCUCGCGCAAGCGAUCAAACUUUCCCUUCCAUCUUCCCAGUCCACACCAGCCGUGUCGCCGCACGCUGCGAAGAUCCUACGAACAGCAUACUCACACCGCGCGUAUCUGUAUCUCAAAGCUGUGGAAUCAGAAAUACGGCUACAUGGUUUAACUAGAUCGGAACUGGAGGAGCAAGCGAGUAAAGACUUUGCGGCUGCGGCGCGGUAUGGUGAUGAAGUGGCAAGGGAGAUGAGCGUGAGGACGAAUCCGUAUAAGAAGAUGUGUGGUGUUAUUGUUCGGGAUGCGUUGAGGGAGGAGAUGGGUAUGAAUUCAUCGGGUUGAUAGGAUUACUAUGACAGACUGUUGCGUGUCACAUUCGCUUCGCCAGAUGUUGUGGUGUGCCAUAAGAGACACGAUCCCUACCUAUUUCAUACGCUCUCGUACAGGAGCUAGAUUUCUUCCGUGCUGAGGCGCUACGCUAUCAGCAAGCGCCCGGGACAUG
Molecule: messenger RNA, 1081 nt
Organism: Alternaria rosae
Lineage: Eukaryota; Fungi; Ascomycota; Dothideomycetes; Pleosporales; Pleosporaceae
Exons: 1
Coding region: 184-921 (245 amino acids)
Biological process (GO): cilium assembly
Source: RefSeq, a predicted model, not a curated record